AUGUCCCACGUUGGCUACAACGUCGGCCGAGUACUCGUCGAAGAUUCCCGUGAGAGCGCCGGCACGAAAACCGUUACUCUGUUGUUAAGACCCUCCAACUUACCGAAGCACUUGUGCGCUAAUUCCAACAACUACCCGCGUGAAAGCGGCGCCGGACAAGACCCCAGCCCCGCUUGUCGCUUUUGCCCGAGUUCAUGUUCUACUACCUCGUUAGGGAGAGCGCGCGUUUGCCAUCACGGUGAGACAACCCAUGAAGGUGAAGAGGAGAGCACCCCCUUGUCUGCAAAUGCAACAAAAUACGACAGUGAGCAUGGAAGGAAGCAUACCCGAAGAGAUUCAUCAAAGACAGCAAACAGACUGCCCCACUGGGGCAGGUGCGCCUGCGUCUAUGAGGGAACCGUGUAUGAGGUAAACUCACUUCUUCAACCCGCGGCCCAACCCAAUUUAUCUCAUUUCUCUCCCCCAGCGCGUGAGACGGACCUCGGUACCGUCUACCACGUGCAACCCACAACUGAUCUGGCUUCACAGGAUGCCGGCAGACGCGCUAUGGGAUUGGAAAGGCAUAGGGAGGGGCCACAAGAAUCCCCUUCCCAGGAAGGAGAUCGCCCUGUUCGACGUAUGGGAGGGCAAGGGUUUUCCACGCUCUCAAGACCUGCCCCAAACGCAUGCGCAAACCAAAACGAGCCCACAGCAUCAGGCUUUGCACAUGAUAAGGGUUCGAACCCUCGCUGGCUCCGCAAUGCGGCGCAGGGAGGCAGUUCCGUGAACCCAACGAGUGCAGAAGGUGUCCACUCAGUUCGCCUUACAAACGAAUUCCGACCAUCUGUAGAUACGGCCGCAAUGCAAUUGGAUUUGUCAGAUGCGGAGAGGGUGCGAGCAUUACGAGAGAGGACAGCAGCAUCACAAGCCCCCCGCUCUAUGCCUAACCAGGCCCCUGAUUCUGGUAAUAUAGGAAAGAAAAACCCGGCCGCGCCUAUCUCUCAGACAUUAACUUUCGCGACGACUAAAACGACAGGGCCUGGAGUGGAGGGCGGCGUACCGUCUUGGAGUUGUGACCGGUGCGGGGACAAUUUCUCCGUCGAGCUGGAACUCAGAAGGCAUCAGUUCAUGCAGCAUAGGGACGGCAAGGUCACAAAGCGUACAAACGAAGGACGUUUUCUAUGUCUGAUGCAAACCUGCGAACAAAGCUUCGUUCGGCGGCAUGUAAUGGAGAGGCAUUUCAAGAGUGUACAUUUACUUGUGAAGGAAUUCCCAUGUUCUACCUGCGACAAGAGCUUCGCGGAUUCAACAACACGAGCUGCUCAUCGCAGUGCAGUGCAUGAAAAGCGGAAACCGUAUGUUUGCAAUCACUGCUCCCGGUGCUUUACUCAGAGUUCGUCUUUGGGGAAGCACCGUCGCCGAUUUCAUCAGAACCCUCCGUGAUCAAAGAUUGGAAGCUCUACUCGGACCAUUUAUUCCCGUUUGUGAAUAGUUUUGAUGGAUAUUGGGAGGUAUGGUUCUUGCUACGACUUCAUGGCGUUUGUCUCAAAACAGUAUUGCAUUGAGCGCAGUGAAAAUAGAGAAGUGCAUACGGGGGGUGUUUUCACCAUUUGAUAUUGCUCGCAAUGCCUCUUACGCAUGAACCUGAGUUCUCCCUUCGGGUUUGAACAGGCGCUCCGCACACACCCCCUUUUUUCGCAAGACUGCGGGUAGCAAGAUUUCCGGCGCUAUGUCAGCUCGUAUCAAACUCGCCCCCGAAUGCAUUUUGGCAGAAAAAGUUCUUUGAUUCUCUAUAUCCUUUGGAACUGGACAAUGCCGAGGAACAAUUGCCACCUACUUGCAGAGAUUCUUAAAAGAAAGCCGAGCAUGUUGCAAUCAAAGGGUGGCAAGAGGGACCUGGAAUACUUCGUAGCAAAUUCGUGACUACGACUUCAAUGAAGCCUUAUCGUGUGGGUUGGAGAUUACCGUUUCACCAGCAAGAGCAUCUCUGCCUACCGAGGUGUUGAUAAGCCUGUAAAAAGUAGCAACGGCCGUUGAGUCAUCCCCCAAAGUGUUUGCAGUGCCCAUCCGAGGGUCCGAAUGAUGAAUCGGGGAGCAGAUGAGGCAAGAGGAAGAAGGAGGAGAGGUGAGUCGAAGAUGCAACUCAAUGCAUUUGGAUAGCUCUCGUGCGAGAUUGUAUCGCAUGCGACAGUUAGUACACUUCUUGAAAAAUGAAAGGACCACGUCCGUAAUCGCGAAACACAUAACAACAUCCUCACCCGCAGUACAGUACAGGGGGGGGUCGCGAUAUAGUGCCAUAUUUGUUAAUGCCAGCUCCGAUAUAGUGCUACCCUUCUGCGGGUGGCACGAAUUUUGAGCCAAAAACGAAGGGUCUCCAGGGAGGCAGUUGGAUGGACAUGUACUGCCCGAGAGCCGCUGCCGCCGCGGAAAGAUAUUAUGCAGUUGCCAACUCGAAUAGAGACUAUGGCGGAAAAAGGCAGUGUCGAUGAUGCAAUUGGACAUCUGCAAAAGUGUAGGCUGGCAUUUAUGGCUGCGAAAAAGGAGGAAGUCAAUGCAACGGCUCGGCAGCUACUACUAACAGAAAUGCUUGAUUAGACUUGAGUCUGUAGUGAAGAUACAAAGCAUGAGUGAUGGCGUCCUGCGAGCGGUCUUUCUGAGCAGUGAUGCAAGGAAGUGGUUGCAAAAAAGCCGUAAAUCUCAUUAUCUAA
Molecule: messenger RNA, 2687 nt
Organism: Chondrus crispus (carragheen)
Lineage: Eukaryota; Rhodophyta; Florideophyceae; Gigartinales; Gigartinaceae
Exons: 2
Coding region: 1-1422 (473 amino acids)
Biological process (GO): regulation of DNA-templated transcription
Molecular function (GO): RNA polymerase II cis-regulatory region sequence-specific DNA binding; DNA-binding transcription factor activity, RNA polymerase II-specific
Source: RefSeq, a predicted model, not a curated record